AUGUAUAGCCGUCAAACAACACCCCCGACUGCUCCUUUCAACUACAUCCCGGGCAGUGUCGGCUCGGACGUCACAUACUACUCCCAAGCCUCAUCACCAGAACCUCAACUCGCUGGCCCCACCCCUCCACGGUCACCAGUCCGGCAAUAUGGACCUGUUCUCCUCCCCAAGGUCCGCAUGCAAGAUCAAGUUGCCGAGCCCACCAGUGGUCCCAUUAGACAUCGCAGGACGACGUCUACCUCAUCCAGCAUCGGCUAUGCCUACAGCCCUUACUCACGGCCAGCCUCGAUGGUUCGUCGUGAUUCCAGUCCUUUCAACCACAACAUCCACAACGCUCACAGCACAAUGACAUCUCCCGUGUCAACAGCUUCCUCAUACGACUUCAAUCUCUCUACUCUCAACUCUCCUAUCACAUUCGCACAACAGCCCGAGCUUCCACGUCGGUCUUCGUACGUCAGCUCGCACUCCCGCUCUACUUCAGCCAACCGAGCCCGCCAUGCUCGCGCUGGCUCUGCUGGAAGUGUUGAUGAGCAGGUUAUCAGCCGAUAUGGCUUCCCCACCUACCGCAACAUGCCCAGCUACGUCACUGCUUCAAGUGCGCCUCAGUCCAGCCUGAGCCUCGUCACUUCCCUUCCAUCGUCUUACUCUUCAGUUCAAGACAUGCCCAGCUUUACCUCUACUUGCACUCAAGACUUUGUUGUCCCAGAGUUCGAGGCGGCGCCGGCUGUGCAGUACCCCUCUUUCACAGAUGUCAGUUUUGACAGCUUUCAGCAAGUCCCUGCUACAUCGUCUCUGGUAGAGUACCUCUCCUCUACCAACCCCUCCCCAUCUCUAGUUCGCCGCGUCACUAGCGCACCACGCGGCAUCAACAACCACUUCUGGUGGGACAUCCGCAACCUCCGCAGCUGGGAAGACUUCAACAUUACCACUAUCAAGUCUAUCCCCUCGGUCCUUCCUCUUCUUGAGGUCCCUGUCCCAGCCAACUACCUUCCCCAGCCUUGCCGCCAGAACCUGCAACCAGAAAACGAGUCAGCGCUCCAGGACAUCUGCACAAACUACUACGCCAACAAGGUCAACGCUGCGCUCAAGGUUGCUCAGGGAAACUCUCACAUGGUCAUGCGCGCCAUCAAGCCCGUCGCCGGUCAACGCCAACAACCAGAGUUCGUCUCCAACUACCCCUCCGACUAUGAGAAGACCCUCUUCGGUGACAGCCGAGGCCGCGUCGUCGGUCUCGUCAAGUGCUACGACCAAUGGAACACCGGCAUGCGCAGCGAGUCACCUCCCAAGCAAGUUCUCUACCUCCAGGGUCUCGCUCACCUCCACCGCGUCAUGCGCGAGCACGGUUGCCGCUACGGCUUCAUCAUGACCGAGAUCGAACUUCUCUGCGUCCGCUGCGGUGGCCCAUCCUCCUUCUCCACCCCCGACCCUACAACCGUCAACGCACAAACCGGCGUGCCCAUUUAUGGGUACUUGGAGACCUCUGCUCCCAUCCGUCUCUCAACUUCCGGUUCGCACCCCGAGACUGGCGACAUCCAACUGACCGCCGCCCUCGCUCUUUGGUACCUGCACAUGCUCGCCAAGGAGAACCCCUUUGAGGGUAUGGGCACCUGGCGCAUGGACGUUGGUGGCCCUGCUGCGUUGACCAGGCAAAACUUCUUGGACAAGGACACUUGGAUUCCUAAGCCGCAGCUUGGCGAGAAGAGGGAGGCGAAGAGGGUUAGGGGUUGGGUUUUCCCUGACGAACCAUUGAGUAAGAGGGAGUGUGGUAAGGGAAAGAGGGGAAAGUCUAUUGGUUAA
Molecule: messenger RNA, 1797 nt
Organism: Alternaria burnsii
Lineage: Eukaryota; Fungi; Ascomycota; Dothideomycetes; Pleosporales; Pleosporaceae
Exons: 1
Coding region: 1-1797 (598 amino acids)
Source: RefSeq, a predicted model, not a curated record